AUGGCGAGAGGUAUUUAUCAAAGUCAACCACGACCUAGGAUCACUAAUUACUGCUCCGACACAUCUUCGAGCUCGAGGGAAUCGGAGGAUUGGAAUGAAGACGAGAAUGGAGUGCGGUUUGCAUGCUUGGAGGGUCUGCCAAUUGAAGAGCAGUCGGGCAGCAAACACAGAACACGAUGGGUCCAGCGCCUCUCCACCGACCGUCUGAACCCCGAAGCAUCACCUUACGACUCGGACAACAAGUAUGAGAACCAAGUCCUGGGAUCGUGCGGCGCUAUCCUCGUCCGCUCCGAGUUAAUGUCGGAUCCUAUACAAGACUUCAAGACCCUCGCUGCUAACGCCGAAGAAAGCACACGUCACGCUGUCAAGCACCUCUUCAACACCUCAGAUCGGUGUCUACGAGAAGAGUUCAGGAAUCAGGGGAUUUGGGGCUCUGACAGUGACGACCCUUGGGUGCUCGUCUUUGAACGUCUAUAUGUCUCGCUCUGGGCUCGGCGUCACGGCUGGGCGUCGAAGCUGGUCACACGUCUCCUUGAAGAGGUCGUCGAUAUGGCGAGACGGGCACAUAAAGCAGUCGUCGUACUUACCAUGCCUUUUGCGCCUGAGAAGGAGGUGAAGGGCGGAGCCGUGAGUUGGGAGGAAGGGCUGCGUAGUGCUAGGGCGUUCUGGAGGAGUCUUGGGUUCGUGAGGAUGGGAGAGACGUUGUUCUUCGGAUGGACGAGGAAUGUACAAUGUGUAGAUAAGACGGUGUGUUUCAAGAAUCCCGUGCAGGAGGAGGAUUUAGACUAUGACAGCGACGUCGAUGGGCGAGUGGGGAAUUCGAAGCUAUUGUUGAGGUGA
Fulvia fulva is the source of this 840-nucleotide messenger RNA. RefSeq lists its product as uncharacterized. The transcript has a single exon. Lineage: Eukaryota; Fungi; Ascomycota; Dothideomycetes; Mycosphaerellales; Mycosphaerellaceae. The record is from RefSeq and is a predicted model, not a curated record. Bases 1 to 840 code for a protein of 279 amino acids.